Molecule: messenger RNA, 2082 nt
Organism: Ricinus communis (castor bean)
Lineage: Eukaryota; Viridiplantae; Streptophyta; Magnoliopsida; Malpighiales; Euphorbiaceae
Exons: 3
Coding region: 782-1861 (359 amino acids)
Source: RefSeq, a predicted model, not a curated record
UUGAGAAAAAAGGUCUAGCUAGUUUUUUAAUCUUAAAAUAAGAUAGUCGCUUUCAGGUUCAUAAUUUUAAAGUCCAUAGACUGAUGUUUCAUCCCAAUUGAAUAUAUUUUUCGACGCUUGCUUGUUACUUGGAAGAUCCAUUUAAAAAUUGCAGCUCCUUUCAUGAGAUGAUACAAGUCAGGAUGUAAGCCAAACCAAUGGUAUAACCAAGGUUUAUUCCACAUACUCAACUCAACUAAUGAUCAGAUUACAUGGUACUGAUCUUUCAAUAAUAUACCAUGGUUAGAAUAACAAAUUCAAAGAAUAGUUCAGGGUUCCCAGGUUUACAACAGUGACGUUGUCACUGUUGGCGUGCCUUUUUUAAUUAAUACUCUCUAUUCAGAUCCAACCCUGAAACAAGAAAUCUUUUGUGCAGUUUGGCCAGGUCUUCCCUUCACAUUUGCCUCCAUUUCUUCCUCCAAAUUUCCCAUUUCUUAAUCUUCCUAGUGGUCAACUUUCAUUCUUUAAUACACACCUUCACAUAUUAAUUCUAUUAUAAGAGGGUUUCACAAGCUUAGCUUGUGGUUAUUCCCCUCUCCAAACCCAAACCCCAACAUCGGCCCAUUUUAUCAUUUCUGCUGUGCAUUAAUUGUUUGCUAAGUUUCUUGUUAUGGUCGUAUAGACUUGAAGCUGAUUUCGCAGCAAGACAGGUCUAGAGUUCUGUGGAGACAUCCUCUAAAUUUUCCUCCAAGAUUUUGUGUAUCAAAGUCUGUUCACCUCUUUGGGGUAAAGAGCAGCUAUCAUGGGAACAAACACGGAAGAAGAGAUUGUAUCACGUGCAGGAUCAAAGGCCACGAUGGAAAGUCAACACAAAAAAUCCCUUUUUGCAUCUAUAACCAAACCGUCAGUAGAAAAUGGCAGACCAAGCAGCAUGGUCGUAAAGAAGGCACAUACUGUAAUUCCUGCACAUAUUAUAGCAGAAGCCAUAUCAACAAUCCGCGGUCUUGAUCUCAGAUGGUCAGGUCCAAUAACACCAACAGAAAGGCAAUAUGUUGAACAGUAUGUGUUAGCAAAGUAUCCUCAAUAUGCAGGUCUUGUUGUUGGAGAAAAGUUAGAUCUUUCUACUCUUUGUAUCAAUGAAGAGGCUUCAGAGGCUACACCUGAUGAUAAAAGAAAAUCACCUAGAAAUACUUACAGAGAGGCCUCAUCACCCUCCCUUGGAAGUCAUCUCCCUGAUUUGGACAGAACCCAGUUAGAGCCAUCAAGGCUGCUUGAUAUUCUCACCAAGAAAUCCUCAUUUCCAGGGAGUUUCGUCUCAAUACCUGAAAUUCAAGCUCAAAACAGGGUCUUGAAGCACUGUGGAUUACCUGCUGAUGAGUAUCUUGUGCUCUUCACUCCUAACUACAAAGACGCGAUGAUGUUAGUAGGCGAAAGCUACCCUUUCUUCAGAGGAAAUUUCUAUAUGAGCAUUAUUGCAGAAAAGUUGGAUUACAUACGGGAAUUUGCCACUUACAAAGAAUCAAAAGUGAUCUUGGCACCAGAGACUUGGUUGGAUUUGAGGAUCAAAGGAUCACAGCUUAGCCAGUAUUUUAGAAGGAAGUGCAAGCACAGCCCAAAAGGCCUGUUCUCUUAUCCAGCUGAUGUGAAUGGGACUCGUUACUCAAUGCAUUGGGUAUCAGAAGCUCAUCGGAACUCAUGGCAUGUCCUUCUAGAUGCAACUGCACUUGUCGUGGGGACGGACAGAAUGAGCCUUGCACUGCAUAGGCCCGACUUUGUGCUGUGCAGUCCUGACAAUAUACCGGCUAAUCCUUCAAACAUCACUUGUCUUCUUGUUAGGAAGAAAUCUUUUGAUACUUCAACAGCUUCAUCUUUAGUUCAAUGAGUACGAUGAGCUCAUCCAUAUGUGAAUACUUAAUGUGUAGAAUUGUUUAGCAACGGCUACACAUCCACUUAGAAGGAUCUUUUUCUUCUUUUUUUCCCCCAAAAAUAUCAGUGAUUGAAUUUGGUUUAUUGUAACCUCAUGCUGAAUAAUCUUUCCAUGGAUGGAUUUUGAUGAAAUACAAUCCUGUUGCAAUAUCUCAAUAAGAUUACUGCAAUUGCAGC